UUUAGGAAAUAGGCCUAGCCGAGUGCUUUUCUAUACGGAGUAAUAGCCGUACGAAAUUAGUAACAAAACAAAGAUGGAAUCCUGUGGCGCCGUCGAAAAAGAAUUAGAUAAGUUAGGUGAUAGAUACGCUUCUGCAAAUGGACAUGUACAGUUGACGUUGGAUGAUUUCAUAAACUCAAUCAGGGGUUUCAACAAUGAGCUUCUUGGAAAACCACCAGAAGAAAUGCUUUCUCAAGCCACAAGGAAAGCAAUUUCAGAAUUUGUUUCAAGAGGAAAGGCAGCAGCAAAUUCUGUGAGCUCAAACCACAAAGAUCUUCAUGGGUCGGUUUCAAAACUAGGAAAGUCUAUUGACAGGAACUUUACAUCCGACUUUUCUGCUGUGAUUACUGAUGGUGCCUUCGAAGGAGAGAGGAAGCAGAGACUGUUAAAUGAAGUCAUCUGUGAGCAUUUCUUUCGCCAAGGCAUGCUUGAUAUAGCAGAAUGCUUGAAUGAGGAUGCACAUUUAGAACUCCCCCACGGAAGGAAAGAACCAUUUUUGGAACUCCACAGAAUUCUAGCAGCACUUAGGCAACGUGAUCUUGGUCCUGCAUUAGCAUGGGCGGAGCUGAACCGAGACGAGCUCAACAAAAGAAAUUCUCCGCUGGAGUUCAAGCUGCACCGUCUGAGGUACAUAGAGCUCAUCAGGCUCGGUGCCAGCAAACAGUCGGAGGUACUCGAGUACGCACGCAGGUUGGCGCCAUUCGCUGAAAUGCACAUGAAGGAUAUGCAGCUUUUGAUGGGAUCCCUCCUGUACCUGCACAAAGGAAUUCAGAACUCAACGUACAGCUUCCUGUUUGAGGACUCCAGCUGGGAAGAAAUCUGUGAUAUAUUUACGCGUGAUGCUUGCUCCUUGCUUGGUCUGUCAGUCGAAAGUCCUCUCAGUGUCAGUGUUAACGCUGGCUGCAAGGCCUUACCUCCCCUGCUGUCUAUUCGGCAAGUUAUGCAGUCCAGACAAGUGGCUGGAGUUUGGAGCAGCAAAGAGGAACUGCCUAUUCAAGUGUCCGUACUGCCCAGUGGAGAUGUCUGUGACAGACACCAGGCAGAUUUACUUUUGACGUCUUCACAAGGAGCAACUAAGGGACCUCAUUUUUCUCUCUGUUUUUUUUUUCUUUUUUUUUCCUCACAGAUCUUAUGAAUUAGAAUGUGCUGGAUCGGAAAAGUAAAGUAAAGUAUGAAUUAGAAUUGUUUUUUACUUUCUUUGAGCAUUUAUUGAGAACUAUUUUGGGUGCUCUUUCAUCGAUUGUGUGGGCAAGAUUUGAAAUUGGAACGUAAUAUAAAAAGUAGAGCUAAGUUAUUGCGAGAGGGAUUCUUGAUGAAUUCUGGGCGUAGUCUAACCUUCAGUUUACCCGUCUACUUUCAUCACAAUAAAUUUUCAUCCCGAAUAUUUUCUGACCUUGUAAAACAGACCUGGUGUGAUACAGUGCCAUUAAUUUAAUAUGAUGCAAGAGCGUUCGACAGUAGUUAAGGAGUUUCAUUAAAUACAGUUCUUACGAGUAGAAUGGGUACUAAAGUGGAAAGGAACGGCGUCUUCUGUAAGAUUCACGAUUUAUUGCUCUGUUUGCUAUGCGGAGGUUGUGUAUUAUGGAGGGAUUUCACUCACUCACUGAGAGAGUCUGAUACGAAGUGUGCAAAAAAAAAAAUGAAAAUUGUGUAUUAUUUAUUCCUUCCGGAAUUCACUUGUAAAUAAGGAAACGUUGAGAUGUAGUUUCAGGGUAUAUUUUUUCCCCAUUCUCAUUUUGCUCCCUUGUUUGAUCAUCAAACCCAUAUCGUCUUUGUGUUGUGAGUUUCCGAUUUGAUACUUGAUGAUGACUAAAAGCUUAAAAAUCUGUCUCUUUUGAAUUUAAAAAAAAAGUCUCUUUGAAUUAAAAAA
Messenger RNA from Aplysia californica (California sea hare), 1909 nucleotides. Its product is annotated as E3 ubiquitin-protein ligase RMND5A. Lineage: Eukaryota; Metazoa; Mollusca; Gastropoda; Aplysiida; Aplysiidae. Gene Ontology annotation, cellular component: GID complex; nucleus; cytoplasm. The record is from RefSeq and is a predicted model, not a curated record. Gene Ontology annotation, molecular function: protein binding; ubiquitin protein ligase activity. Gene Ontology annotation, biological process: proteasome-mediated ubiquitin-dependent protein catabolic process.